AUGGUACGCACAGAGUACCUAAGAAUUCCCCCAGGUCUAAACUUUCCCCAAAUCAAUUUAAUUUUAAUAUACAAAUUCCGCGGCCUGCUGCGACCGUUCUCUCUAUUGCAUCAGUCUGCAGCUGCAAUUGCCGAAUUCUCCUAUCCGCUCACGGAAUAUCCCUCUCCUUCCUGCACUAGCUCCAUCUUCCGGAGCCCCAGCUUCAACAGGUUUUCGAUCUCUUUCUCUUCACUGUUCAGGCUAUCCUACUUUGUCUGUUUUGUUUCCUCAAUGAGUUCUGUUUCUUUGGGUUCCUUCCACCUUAUUUCUUCUCCUAUAUUCAAGUCCCACCCUCGCCUUCAGAUAAAAUGUCAACAUACUCACCAUCUGAGUUGCUAUGGUCUCAACACGUCUUCUACUUCCCUUACCUCUUCGUUCAGUAAGCCGAUUUUGCUUCGCGCCACUGGCUCAAAUUUUGAUGCUUCAAUUUCUUUCCCUGAGGGAGCCGUGUCUGUUAUUAACUUUGAAGAACUAGUGGAGAAGGAUUGGUCAGUACUUGAUUCUGAUAAGUCCACUCCCGAGGAAGAAUUCAGUCGUAAUAUUGACCGCAUUAUCUCUGCUGGAAAGAUUGAAGAAACUUCAAGGGUUUUGGUUUCAGUUAGUUCCGAAGAUUUUGUGGAUCGCUUGGUUGAUUCAUCCCCAUGCAAGUUUCUGCUUGUUGUCCAUGAUUCACUUUUGAUGUUAGCUGGUAUUAAAGAGAAAUAUGACCUGGUUAAGUGUUGGCAAGGAGAAAUUAUAUAUGUUCCAGAGAAAUGGGCUCCGUUAGAUGCUGUGUUUCUUUAUUUCUUACCUGCUCUGCCCUUCAAACUUGACGAGAUUCUGGGUUCUCUUGCUAAAAAAUGUUCACCAGGUGGAAGGGUGGUUAUCAGUCAUCCUCAAGGGAGAGAUGUACUAAAAAAACAACGGCAAGAGCACCCAGAAGUAGUAGUCUCUGACCUGCCUGAUAAAACAACUUUACAGAGAGUUGCCGUUGCUCAUUCGUAUAAUGUGAUUGAAUUCGUGGAUGAACCUGGCCUCUAUUUGGCUGUUUUGAGCAGGUCGGCAGCUUAAAAAGUAAAGUGGAUAUUUACUUCAAAAGUUUAUUACAGGUUCAUUUUGCAACAUGUCACUUAACCUUGAUUGGACCUGUCGUGGUUUUUGGCUUUUAUCGUUACCGUGUAUAUCGAAUGGAAACUUGUUACGAAGGAUUCAAUUUUCGUGUUUGUAUGUCAGGCUUUAUCUUAAAAAUCUAUCUAGUUCUAGUGCACCAGGAAGUUUAUAUCUGGCCUUACUUUUGUUGGGGAGUGACGCUUCCCACGACCUCGAUUUUUGUCAUAAAAACUGACACUUGGGCAGGGUUUCUGCCUUGGAUUUUUGCUUGUGUCUUGCACUUGAUCUGGAUUUUUUCCGACCAAAAAA
Neltuma alba is the source of this 1437-nucleotide messenger RNA. RefSeq lists its product as uncharacterized. The transcript has 2 exons. The coding region runs from base 1 to 1089 and encodes 362 amino acids. NCBI's taxonomy places the organism in Eukaryota, Viridiplantae, Streptophyta, Magnoliopsida, Fabales, Fabaceae. Gene Ontology annotation, cellular component: chloroplast. The record is from RefSeq and is a predicted model, not a curated record.